Messenger RNA from Cordyceps fumosorosea ARSEF 2679, 1695 nucleotides. RefSeq lists its product as hypothetical. Lineage: Eukaryota; Fungi; Ascomycota; Sordariomycetes; Hypocreales; Cordycipitaceae. Bases 1 to 1695 code for a protein of 564 amino acids. The transcript is spliced from 2 exons. The record is from RefSeq and is a predicted model, not a curated record.
AUGCCACCUUCAACCAUCAGCUCUCUUCUACCGCCCAUGGCAAAGCCUCAGAAUCUCAAAAGGCGCAAUACAGGCGAACUCGCAGUGGAGAAACUACCAGCAAAGAGGGCCAAGUUCCAAUCCUCCACGCGCAAAGCCAACUACCCUCCCCGAUUCUGGAACACGCUGUCGAGAGUCUGGCUCACGCCUCGCGCUCUACGUGAAUUGGAUCGUCGUAACGCCACGAGGCCUCUCGAUACGGCUACCACAACUGUGGACACCGUGAAAUUGAACAGAAUCGCUCUAUUUGCGAAAGACGGCGGGCCAGACCUUAGCCACCUACGAGGGCAUCCUGAGCCAAACGAAGACGAAGAGAUGAGCCCUAUGCGCUCUGCAUCGACUCGGCGGACGCAGUCUAUAGACCCGUCAGACCCUGCCAUCAAGUAUAAGCGCUCAUCUGCCUACGAUAAGGAUUUCGAGCAGAAAUUGGUGGACUGCAAAAUAUACCCCGAAAGCUUCAAGCAUAAUAAUGCCAGCGAAGCGUCGGAACCUAAAAACUUUGACUGUCUUGUCCGAGGAUUAUCUAAGCGUCGGCCAUCGCUUUCACUCUCUCAGUUCCCAGAGUCGGCUUUCAAGGACUUCAAGAAAGUUAAUGGCCGAGUCAUUUCUAAGGGCAGUGUCAUGGUUAGGAUACUUCCUGAUGUACUUGGCAAGCCUGAUUUCCCAAGCGAAGUCAAUCUUCGCUUUACCAACCUCGAAACAAUGACCGAUGGGACAACUGUUGACUUGGUGCCUGACAUGUUCGAUGGAUCCUUCGUUAGCCACAUCCACAAAAAGGUACGAGAGGACCUCAAAAACAGGAUCAUCCCUACGGGUCACUUUUGUGCCCCGAUCGCGCCCAACUUUUUCCUGGAAGCCAAAGCUCCGUCCGGGGGCAUUGACGUGGGGAGGCGACAGGCAUGUAUAGACGGAGCCCAUGGGGCUCGCGCCAUGCACAGUCUUCAAAACUACGGCAAGGACGAGCCUGUAUACGACGGCAACGCGUACUCAUUCAGUUGCACGUAUCACGACGGCACGCUUAAGAUCUUUGCGCACCAUGUGACGGCCCCGAGGGCUGAGGGAGAGCGGGAAGCGUACCACAUGACGCAACUAAAAGCUUAUGCUAUGAUCAGCGAUCGGGAGGCCUUUUUACAGGGCGUAACUGCACUCAGAAAUAUUCGGGACAUGGCCAGCCAAAAACGGGAAAAGUUACUCAAGGUUGCUAAUGCUAGAGUGUCGAAUGCACCGGGAAUGGCUACCGGAGAGACCAUCGUCGACGAAGAAGAUGAGAGCGACUGGUAUGGGCUGAUCGAUGAAGAAGCAACGGCGCAGCAAGACGCCAAUGAAGAUGUACAGCAGAAACCCGCCGAGGAAUAUGCUGGCGCCUCAAAAGACCGCGGCGAAGCACCUGCGACUCCGGAGCAGCAUUCCUCUGAUGAAUCGCGGGGAUCAGGACAAGAUUCGCCAUCUUCGGGAAGCGACGGCCCGCCCAGAAGCCUCGUCUCAAGCCUUACGUCAGGUCCUGGGACAAACAGCACAGGGACAAAGCGCUCGCUACAGCCAUCUAGUCCCCCCUCGCAAGGCAGCUGCUCACCAAAGGUUCGAUCGCGAUCGACGGCGAGCCGGAGCUCUGGGCCGCCACCUGCCGCCGCUACCAGGCCAGGAGCGUCCAAAUAA